AAUAGGGCUUACGAUAUGGUUACCCUUAACAACCCUAACAACAACAACGUUUCAAAGAGUUGCCUCGUGUUCUCUAAGUCAUAAAUAUGACCAACGCACUCGAGAGUUACGUCAAUCAUCUUGUCUCUGUUAUAACAGCUGAUGGGAGGAAUAUUGUGGGAACAUUGAAAGGCUUUGAUCAAACUGUGAACCUGAUCAUGGACGAGUGUCACGAGCGGGUCUACAGUUCUCAUCGAGGUGUCGAGCAAGUUAUUCUGGGGCUUUAUGUCGUCAGAGGUGAUAAUGUAGCUCUCAUUGGAGAAGUUGAUGAAGACUUGGAUUCAAGACUAGAUCUUGAAAAUAUUCGAGCAGAACCUCUGAAUGAGUGUAAAACUUGAUAUCCUUAUUGAAAAGUGUAUGGAAAAUUAAGUGUAAAUCUUACAAAAUGCACUGGAAAGAAUUAUUGUCAUAUCUCACAUAAAGAAACCAGAUUUAUGUAUCAGAGACAAUGAUGUGUGAUUUUAAGACAGUCAAGAAAUUUGGCAUAGCUGUAAUGUGAAAUAUUUCAUAUACUACAGAUGCCUCCCAACUUACGAACAAGUUACGUUCCAGAAGGCUGUUCAUAUCUUGAAUUACUCGUAAGUCGUUAUUUUGUCAUUUUUCUAUUGUUACAAUUAUUAUUAUUGUUUUUAAUAUCAUCAUUGUUUUUAUUGUUCUCUCUCUUUUUGUGCUGUUGUUCAUUGAAAACUUAAAGAUAUUACUGUACAGUAUCAGUAAUGUAUGGUUCUUAGUACUAAAGCAUAUUUUAAUAAUAAAUACUGUAAUAAAAACUGUCUGUUCAUGAGUCUGUAUGUUCGUAAGUAGGGUAGAGUCUGUGGUUCACUUGACAGUAAAAACUACAAUUAAUAAAAUAUCUGGAAAAUGGAAUGCUGUCAGCUCAAUAAUAGUCAAAAUUAUUGCCUGUUUUACUAUUUUAUGAUGAUGAGGAACAUUUUCAAUAAAACAUUAUAGUCAAUAGUAUGUACAGUACUUGUACUGUACAUACUAUUGACAUUACAGUCAGUAACAUAGUACAGUACUGUACUUGUACUGUAGAGCAUCAGACUUUACUACUACAUAUCCGUUUUCAUUUUAAGUUAUUUCGAAGUAAAGCGAUUCUGAAAAGCAUAGUAUUAUAACAACAUAAUUUGCUUUUGUUACAUGGUUUGUUUGAUUUUAAUAUAUAAUCAGAUCUAAUAUUGAUGCUACUUGUUUUUUUGCUAACUUUUGUAAAAUUAGCAAAGAUAAUAGAAAAAAAAUGGUUAUUCAAUUCCAUGACUAAAUUUUACAUUGUAUGAGUAUUUCUUGAUUUUUUCACAUACAGGUACUGUACUUAAGACUUUCUUGUUCUUUAAAAAAUUUAUGAUCUUGGAUAUUCAUAUUAUGUACUGCCCUGGAUAAAUAAUAGGAUAUUCAUAUUAUGUACUGCCCUGGAUAAAUAACAGGAUAUUCAUAUUAUGUACUGCCCUGGAUAAAUAACCUAUUUUGUAAUACUGUACUGUAAUAUGGAAAUAGCACAGCAGUUUCAGAGCUAAUUAUAAAUCUUAAAUGCUAAUUAAUGAAGAAUUUGAAUCUAAUCAUGAUUUAAAAGAGCAUUUUAGCAAGUUUUUUAUUAUGGAGGAUUUGUGGCAGUUUAAGUAAAUAAUAGUACAAAACUAAGAUUAAAAUGUGUAGGAUAGUAUCCCAGUAAUUUAUUACUCAAAAAUUAUUAUGGUAGCCUUUGUAAUCUUUUGUAAUCUAUCAUUGCUACCUUUGUCUGUAUUGCUUUAUUAAUGAUGGUUUUAUGAGUUUU
Messenger RNA from Cherax quadricarinatus, 1810 nucleotides. RefSeq names its product U6 snRNA-associated Sm-like protein LSm8. Gene Ontology annotation, molecular function: RNA binding. Gene Ontology annotation, biological process: mRNA splicing, via spliceosome. Lineage: Eukaryota; Metazoa; Arthropoda; Malacostraca; Decapoda; Parastacidae. Gene Ontology annotation, cellular component: precatalytic spliceosome; U6 snRNP; U4/U6 x U5 tri-snRNP complex. The record is from RefSeq and is a predicted model, not a curated record.